AUGGUCCGGACUUUACUUCUAGGCCUGCUUUCUUUUCAGUUUCAGUUACCCUUUGUUUUCCCGGCAAGAAACAGUUCUCUAAAGUGCCUGCAGGACAUGGAGGUCUUCCUUUCUGACCUGAACUCAAAGGAACCCAAAGAAUACGCUCUAAGAAUGUAUGACGCCAUUGGCAAACUAGGCAGCAACGUUCUUAAUGGGAAUGUGGACAGACUGGGGUCUUACAGUGAGUGCCUCUCCACCCAGGCUCCCAUGAGAGGCUUCCAAGGGCAUUACUGCAAGCUUCACAUACUGCAGGAUGGAGCUGACUACAGCGUUGGCAUGUGUGUCCCUGACUCCUGUGCCGAAGAGGAUGUAACUCUGAUAGCCCAGCUGGAUAUUUUAAGAUUCAGAAACGUCUCAUUUUUGGCACCGCCUCUGUCUCUCUUCAUGAGAAAUUCUUCCUCCUCAUCUGGACGGGUUGUGGCCAGAUGCGCUGCUGGAAUGUUUCCCCUCGACGCGUUUGCUGCCGUGUGUCUGUUUGUCACCUUGCUGGGCCUUGUCUUGCCGCUGGCUGGCACUGUCUACGUGGCAGCUGUGGGGGGCACAUCAGAUCACAGGACACCACCAGCACUUGGGGCACUGUCGGUCAGUUACGGAACUCUGCCAUUAGGAGCGAUGGAGAGAAAGGAAAAGAGGCAACGAUGGAUGGAUUGCCUAGCCCGUUUGUCCCUGUUUGCAGCCUUGAGUGGAACACAAAGGUUCUUGAGUGCCGUGGACCAGACCCUGAGAUGUUGUUCUUGGCAGAAGAACAUGCCUGCCAUCUGGACUACAAAGACCCCAGCAAGCUCCUACCCCACACUGGAUGGUAUCCGAGUCUUGAGUCUUCUCUGGAUUAUUUCUGGACACACCAGCCAGAUGACCGCCUGGCUGUCUUUGGAUAAUGUGCUUGAGUGGAAAGACAGAACGCUGAAAAAUCCUCUGUACCUUUAUUCUCGGAGUGGUCCCUACUAUCUUGGGGUUGAUACAUUUUUUUUGAUCAGUGGUUGGCUAAGUGCGAGGUCAUUUUUAAAGAUGCAUCAGAAUUCAGACAGAGGAGCAACCCCUAAACUCAUACUCAGAUACUUUUUCAGUCGCCUGAUAAGGCUGCAGCCUCUGCAUUUGUAUUCUGUGUGCUUGCUGGGCGGACUCUUCCCCCUUGUCCCCUGGGGCCCCAUCUGGGAGGUGGCCAAGCUCCACUUGGACAAUUGUCGGCGAACCUGGUGGACCAACCUGCUACUGCUCAACAACCUCCUCUCGGUUCAGGACGGGUGCAAUGGCUGGACAUGGUACCUUGCCAAUGACUUCCAGUUCCAUCUCCUAACACCAGCCAUUGUCCUCAUCUACAAGAAAAGUAAACUUGCCCUCUUACUCCUCGGAAUCACACUGUUCUUGGCGACGUUCACCACCACGGCUCUGCUCACACUGGUUUACCAGCUUCCGGUUGCAGCGCCAUCAGAAGCCAGUGAAACUGUGAUGGUGCUGUAUUUCCUGAAGUAUUAUACCAAGCCCUACUGUCGAUUUGGACCAUUCCUCUUGGGCCUUCUUUUGAGUAUUUUCAUGUACCAAAACCAGCAGACGAAUAUUCUGAAGACCCAGGUGCAGGUUCUGCUGGGGUGGACUUCUGCCCUGUUGGCCCUCUUCACAGUAGUCGCGCUGGCCUAUGUGGUGGACGACGCCUCUGACAGGACUUCAGCUGCUGCCGCAGCCUACCAAGCACUGCACCGGACAUUAUGGGCAGCGGCCGUGGGCUGGCUCAUCUUGGCGUGUCAGGAGGGCCAUGGAGGUCUGGUCCAGCGGGUGCUGUCCUGGGGUGUGUGGUCCUUCCUGGCCCGUAUUAGUUACGCUUGCUACCUGGUACAUCCGAUUCUCAUUCUCCUCUACAAUGGGCUUCAGGAAACCCUCAUUCACUACUCAGAGAUCAACAUGUUCUAUCUCUUCUUUGGACACUGCUUACUGACCUUCCUCACUGGGCUGGCUCUGACGCUGUUCAUUGAGAAACCAUGUCAGGAACUGAAGCAGUGCCUCUUGGGACCAGGGCCUUCAGGGCCGUGA
Messenger RNA from Chrysochloris asiatica (Cape golden mole), 2070 nucleotides. RefSeq names its product nose resistant to fluoxetine protein 6-like (gene OACYL). The record is from RefSeq and is a predicted model, not a curated record. NCBI's taxonomy places the organism in Eukaryota, Metazoa, Chordata, Mammalia, Afrosoricida, Chrysochloridae. The transcript has 15 exons. Gene Ontology annotation, molecular function: acyltransferase activity, transferring groups other than amino-acyl groups. The coding region runs from base 1 to 2070 and encodes 689 amino acids.